AGCACGGAAAACCAAAACAAUGCUUUAGUCUCGCGAGUUUACUGCUUCCGUUCGGUUGGGUCGUGACGGUCGGGCUGCCGCCAGAUCAUGCUUGGGGCCCCGUUGGACGGUGCGUCUCCAUGGUGAAAAAGGAUCACCACGUUACGCUUAACCGUUUGUUACGCGGUUUACGCCGUACGCGCGACCGUGACCGUGAAUACGUUUGGGUACUUAACUGACACGAGUGCAUAGUUAUCUCAUCGUGUGCGCGCGUGAGUGAAUCCUUAGUGGUGUAAUAUAGAAAAGAAAGGCACACAGAAAGUAAAAAAAAAACGAUCAAAACAAAAGUGCGUGCAAAAACAUGCGAAAAUAAAACACGAAGUCAAAGGUCUGUCUGUGUAGACGUUGGGUAAUUUAUCACACCACAGGGCCGAAUAUUUAUCCCAUCUCGUGCAAUGCGUAUCUUCCCGCUUGAGCCCCUGGUGCGGUUACGUAAAAUGAUCGAACACCGAUCAAUUACUUCCUUCUUUUUGGUGCAUUUAUCGUGGCGCGUUGUUCGUUAAACAGUUCGAUCAAAGAAAGCAAAAACGAAUAUAACUCAACAUUAAACAGUGCGUCUCCAUGGUAACGGUUGUGCGUGCGUGCACGAUCAUAGUAGUCGAGCCAUUCUCGGAAACAUGCGUUUCGCGCCCUUUUCUGUGUCAUUGCUGUCACAUGGGUGAUGUCGACGCGGAAACCAAAACAGAAUAAAAAUCCAUUCGGUACGGUUAUUACUAACCCAUCCUAAGUACAUCCUGCUGCCUGGAAGUGCAGCAACAGUGUGUGUCAAUAAAAAAAAUCAAAAACGUGCGAAAAAUCUUGCAACCAAAUUGGGCGCGCACUGAUUGCAAUCAGGGUUGUAACGAAACGAUACGUGGUGUAAUUUAAUUAUCCGCUUUUUUCAUUGUUGCUGCUCGAGUUCCUGCGGGCUUGCAAGUUAUCGGCACGGCACUUUAUCACGCGGUUGUUAUCUCGUGCAUGUAUUUGUUUGUUGUUCGGCCUUUUUUUUUGUUAUUUGCGUGCUGUGUUGUUUGUGAACCGAUUUCAUGCCGGUGGUUGAUAGUCGUGAAAUGUGUCGUUUCGUCGGGAAGGAAGAAUUGCGUGUUCCGGGCGCAUUUCGGGUGUGUGUGUGUGUGAAAGAGUGAGAUAAAAGAAGCAAAUGAUAAACUAACAAAGUCGCGCUAAAUAGCUGCCCAAAUAGGGUUUCUUGUAUGCGAGUGUGUGUGGGGGUGCGUGUAGCUGUUUGAUGAUAAAGCAAUAAAAGCUUGUGCAUAACAGUAGCCCCCGUGUGGAGUGUGUGAUACUACCAAAGAUAGUAGAUCGUGUGGGAAUACAGAAGGGGUGUGAGUGAGAGAAGAAGGAAACACAGAGCUCUAUCACUGUGAAUAUAAGUUAAUUUAGAAACAAACAGAAAAAUGUCGUACAACGCAGAUGAUUGUCCCGAUAGUGGCGAUACGGUCGGUGCCGGUGGCAGUGGCACGACCGUCGAGUUAAAUUGCGCGACACCGACCUCACCCGGGAUGACGCGGCAGGAUGCGGUGGUGAUGCACGGUGACGGUGGUUCGAUCGAUGGGGGCGAUCCGGCCACCAGUAUACCACCGAUGGCCGGCUACGAACCAUGCGAUCCGCUAAUUAUCUUGAAUCUAUUUCAAUCCCUUUCCGCCACCACCAACUCGCUGGAGCUGCAGAUGAAAAUCAAUCUUCACCUGAAAGCCCUCACCAGAUCACCGUACGUCUUUCUCGUGCCAAUCCUACACUCCAGCGAGGAAGGUCUCAUACAGGUCAUUAACGAUAACGUGCUCGAAAAGGAGAUUCGCUUUUCCAUUAAUUCGUCACAUUUCCGCAGUGGCUCACAUCACAAUGGCUACCCGUUCGUCAUUGAUGACCUCAACAAGGAUUUUUCCGAAGUGAUCGAAAUGGUCGUCGGCAACAAGCACAACACCCUGAUCUACGACAUCCUAGGUCCGAAGGUAAGCAAACUUCAGUCACAAACAUCGACGACAUCGGCCUCCUCUACGUCAUCGCUGAACGAGCUGAGCUUCACGUCCGUCCAGCAGACGCAUAAUGGCGCAACAAUGGUCGCACCGCACCAGCAACAACAGAUCGCACUGUUCGUCUGCAUUGCCGGCGACAGUUUGUCCCGAUCGCGCUAUCAGUUCUACAUCGACGAUACGUUCCGGUACGUACUCGGACACCUGGUGACGGCGUUCGAGCUGUACGAGGAGAAGCGUGUGCGUGAUCAGUGCCAAAAUUUGCUACAAGUGGCUCGCCGGUUGCUGGGAAAGAUAGGUGAUCUGGGACAGUUGCUGCGGGGCGUUAUGACGGAGGCCAAGGAACUGGCGGCUGCAGAACGAUGCUCUCUAUUUCUGCUCGACAAGCAUACUGGCGAACUGGUAUCGAAGGUUUUCGAUGGCAAUGAGGCUUCGAAAGAGAUACGCAUCGAAAGUGGCAAAGGGAUCGCGGGUUACGUCGCACAAACUGGCAAACUGCUAAACAUUCGCAACGCAUACCAACAUCCACUGUUCUACAAAGGGGUAGACGAAUCGACCGGCUUCAAAACGAGGAAUAUACUCUGUUUUCCCAUCUGCGACGAGGAAGGCGUUAUCGGUGUGGCCCAGUUGUGCAAUAAGUUGAACGGAUUCCAUUUCGACAAGUGCGACGAAGAGGUGGCGACCGCAUUCUCCGUGUACUGUGGCAUCAGUAUUAUGCACGCACUGGUGCACAAACAGGUCCAGAAGGCUGAGGCACGGUACAAACUAUCCCAAGAGUUGCUUCUCUAUCACAUGAAGGUACCGGAUAUGGAGGUAAAUCACGCAAUAGAAGCGGUGAAGGAACCGGACCGGGAGCAGGACGAACUUUACCAGACCUUUCCACGCUUUGACUUCUGUCCGCGGGAUGUGAAAGAUCAUGCACUUUCGGUGCAGCUGGCGAUGCGAAUGUUCUACGAUCUGAACUUUGUCGGUAGCUUCAAGAUACACGAGUAUAAGCUGGCCCGGUUUGUGCUGCUGGUGCAGAAAGGUUACCGGGACACACCGUACCAUAACUGGUGGCAUGCAUUCUCCGUUGCGCACUUUGCGUACUCGCUCAUGAUGAAUCUACGGUUGAUUGAGCGUGGCAUUAUAACUAAAAUGCAGGGCUUUUCAUUUCUGAUUGCGGCCUUCUGUCACGAUCUGGAUCAUCGGGGCAUUAGCAACUCGUAUCAGACGCAAACGAGCAGCCCGCUGGCACGGCUGUACAGCAGCGAGGGAAGUGUAAAUGAGCGUCAUCAUCUUUCACAGGCUAUCUGCAUCCUGAACGAUUCGAGCAGCAAAAUACUGGACGGACUAUCGACGACGGAGUUCAAGGAGUGUAUCGACUAUCUGCGGGAACUUAUAUUGGCUACCGAUCUGGCGAACCAUUUCCGCAUUUUGCCACGGUUGAAGAAGCUGCGGGCAGAGUACUUGACCGAAGGUUCCAACCAACGGCUGCUCCUAUCCCUCAUGAUCACCUGCUGCGAUCUGAACGAUCAGAUUAAGUCCUGGAAAACGGUGCAACAUGUAGCGCACUUGGUCUACGCAGAAUUCUUCGCCGAAGGUGACCUGGAAAAGCAGAUGGGUCUUCGACCGAACGCCAUGAUGGAUCGCAAGAAAGCCUGCAUACCGAUGCUUCAAAUCGAAUUCCUUACCACCGUCAUUCGGCCGACGUUUGAAAUAUUGGUGCAAAUUUUCCCAGAAACUGAUUCAUUCCUGGACACGAUCGAUAGCAAUCGUGAACAGUGGGAAAGGGUACGAAACCGGGCGGCAGCACAGCAGCAAGGAAAUGGCAGCGAAAUGGCAUCCGGCAAUGGUGCAUCCGAACCGUGCAAUGGGUGUAACGCGACUGCCGAAUGUUGUGAUUUUACCUGCUACACCAAGGUGAACGAUUAACCUGGACAAUUUGUAACGGAAGGAAGAGGUUUUGUUAGUACAAGAUUGAGGUUUAGGGAAGGACACGAUGAAAGACAGUUUUAAUUUAUUUGACAGUAUUUGUAAUAGCAUUGUUAUAUUUCUUUCCUGUACGUCAUCGAUAUCCCUUCAGAGAUCUGCAAUGGACAGGGUUUUCUAGUUAAAGUGAAGCUGAAGGAUCCAUUUUUGGAUUCUUUUCAAGUUAAUCUAGAAUUUGUUGAGGUAGAUCUGGAAUCUAACUUUGCCACUUAAACUAGGAAACUCUACAGGAUGCAACUCGCAUAUUCACAUCCCUCAGAACAAGACGAUACAGGAAAGAGAGGAUUGUUUGCUGGCAAACAGAUCGUUUACGUUAUGUUCACUUUCGCACAGUCAAACCAGUUAAACUUAACGCACAAAAAGAACAACAACAAUUCACAAGCACAACCACACGUCAGCACUACGAUACCAAAGGAUUCGGAUUCAUCCUGCAGCAGACCUACGCGUAUCACACGUGUCCGGUUGCGCACGAUGUUACGAAACAACACACAAAAAGGGCAAACAUAGUAGUGGAAGUUUAGUUAUUAGAUUGGAAGAAAAGGCUGCAGAGUAGGAGGUAGAGUAGAAUUUAAAAAAUGUUGUACUAGAAUCGAUCAGCCCAUUAGUGCGGUUGCGGUGAUGACCCGUAGCGAUUCCAUUCAAUGUGUAAAAUUCAAGCUGAGGGUGAAAAAAUGGGUGAACAAAUGUUCAAUGAAAGGGAAAGUCACAACAACUUAGCCAAAAUCAAGGAAUGAGCCAUGAGAUAGCAAAGAGAACAAUUUUCGUGGAUAAUAGAUGUAGAAUAAAUAAAAUAAUUAAAAAUUUCACAA
Molecule: messenger RNA, 4789 nt
Organism: Anopheles funestus (African malaria mosquito)
Lineage: Eukaryota; Metazoa; Arthropoda; Insecta; Diptera; Culicidae
Product: cGMP-dependent 3',5'-cyclic phosphodiesterase-like
Exons: 12
Coding region: 1434-3923 (829 amino acids)
Biological process (GO): cGMP catabolic process; negative regulation of receptor guanylyl cyclase signaling pathway; regulation of mitochondrion organization
Cellular component (GO): perinuclear region of cytoplasm; mitochondrial inner membrane; mitochondrial matrix
Molecular function (GO): 3',5'-cyclic-GMP phosphodiesterase activity; protein homodimerization activity; 3',5'-cyclic-AMP phosphodiesterase activity
Source: RefSeq, a predicted model, not a curated record